AUGCAUGUGGUACAUUACAUAGGUGCUGGCGCCAAUGCGAGAUCGUUGAGGAGCAUUCCGCCCCAAAAGAUUGUGGAUUACCCGCUGGGCACGCAGGGCAACAUAUGUGUGAAAUUAGCGCUCACUCGUGUGGAAAACCCUGUUCUCUGGAAGGGAAACGUGGGUGUAUGCAUAGUUGCAAUCUGGUAG
Molecule: messenger RNA, 189 nt
Organism: Heterobasidion irregulare TC 32-1
Lineage: Eukaryota; Fungi; Basidiomycota; Agaricomycetes; Russulales; Bondarzewiaceae
Exons: 3
Coding region: 1-189 (62 amino acids)
Source: RefSeq, a predicted model, not a curated record